AUGUGUCCAGAACAUGAAAUGGAGCGGGUAAACAUGUACUGUGAAAUCUGCAGAAGGCCUGUUUGCCAUCUUUGUAAACUGGGUGGAAGUCAUGCGAACCAUAGAGUAACAACCAUGAGCACUGCCUACAAAACCCUUAAGGAGAAGCUUUCAAAAGACAUUGAUUACCUCAUCAGUAAGGACAGCCAGGUGAAGGCUCACAUCACACACCUGGAUCUGCUGCUGAAGGAAACAGAGUGCAACAGUGAAAGAGCUAAACAAGAAGCAUCUCAGUGUUUUGAGAAACUGUCUGGUGUCCUGGAAGAGAAGAAAUCUGAAGCUCUUAGGGCAAUUGAAGCUUCUAAGAAUGCAAGGCUGGAAAAAUUGCAAAUGCAGGCAGAAGAAUAUCAAGGGCUCCUGGAAAAUCAUGGCCUUGUAGGAUACGCUCAAGAAGUGCUUAAAGAAACGGAUCCGUCUUAUUUUGUUCAAACAGCGAAGCGACUUCAUGCCAGAAUCCAAAAAGCUACUGAAUCUCUGAAGAGCUUCAAGCCAGCCGCUGAAACUACUUUUGAAGACUUUGUGGUGGACAUAGCCAAGCAAGAAGAGAUCCUUGGUGACUUGUCCUUCCAUUCCAGUGGUCUAGAAGUACCACAAAUCAACAAAAAGCGAAGCAGAAUGUACAACAAAGCUCUGAUCAGUUGGGAAUGCCCUGGGAAGAUAGACUCAGCUGAUAUCUAUGCUCUGGAGUAUCAUAAGCUUAAUAGAGAAGAGGAGAGUGCAACGUGGCAGGAGAUCAAAGUCUGCAGCAAAAGCAAAGUAAUAUCUGAUCUUGAUGACGACAGCAGCUAUGUCUUCAGAGUUCGAGGAUUUAAAGGGUGCAUCUGUAGCCCUUGGAGCCAGGAAGUUAUUCUGCGUACGCCUCCAGCUCCAGUUUUCAAUUUUCUUUUUGAUGACAAAUGUGGCUACAAUAAUGAAAAUCUUCUGCUGCACCUUUUUGCCUCUGUGGAAAGUAGGGCUGGGUUUCCUCUACUGCUGGGAUCUGAGCGCAUGCAGGUCGGAUGCUACACAACCCUUGAUUACAUCAUUGGCGACGCUGGGAUUGCCAAAGGGAAGCACUUCUGGGCUUUUCGUGUGGAAGCCUAUUCAUACCUGGUGAAAGUGGGAGUUGUUUCUAGCAACAAGAUACAGAAAUUGUUCCAUAAUACCCAUGAUGUGACCAGCCCAAGGUAUGAACAAGACAGUGGCCAUGACAGUGGGAGUGAAGAUGCCUUCUUUGACUCAUUGCAGCCUUUCACGCUGGUCACUGUAGGCAUGAAGCAUUUCUUUAUCCCCACGACACCUGCAGCCCCCAAGGAUCCGGCGAGCAGGAUCCUUCCCCUGCCGUCGCGCUUGGGCAUCUGCCUUGACUGUGACAAAGGCAAGGUGGGGUUUUACGACGCAAGCGAUAUGAAAUGCCUUUACGAGUGCGAGGUGGACUGCUCUGGCGUAAUGUACCCAGCGUUUGCCUUAAUGGGUGGCGCAGCAGUUCAUCUUGAGGAAGCUGUCACAGCAAAGUACGGGGAGUACCAGGAUGACAUCUAA
This is a messenger RNA of Eurypyga helias (sunbittern), 1560 nucleotides long. RefSeq names its product E3 ubiquitin-protein ligase TRIM36-like. NCBI's taxonomy places the organism in Eukaryota, Metazoa, Chordata, Aves, Eurypygiformes, Eurypygidae. The record is from RefSeq and is a predicted model, not a curated record. Gene Ontology annotation, molecular function: protein binding; zinc ion binding.